UAAACAUUUUGAAAAUGUCUGAACCAGAAGUUAGUCGCGAAAAGUUUACUAAUAAAUUUGAAUACUUCUUGACUUCACUCAGUUAUGCCGUGGGUUUGGGUAAUGUCUGGCGAUUCCCGUAUUUGUGUUAUUCAAACGGUGGAGGCUCAUUCUUUAUACCAUAUCUCUUGAGUCUAGCAUUAAUUGGUUUCUCCUUUUUUGUAUUGGAGUCAUCGAUGGGUCAGUACUCAAGCGAGGGUCCGAUGACUGUGUGGAAAAUAUCGCCAAUGUUUAAAGGAAUCGGAGUUGCAAUGUUUGUAAUGAAUACAUACGUUGGCAUAUACUACAACAUAAUAGUGGCAUGGGCUAUUUAUUUCAUAUACGCCACAUUCACCGCUCUGCCGGGUGUGCCCUGGAGUACGUGUGAU
Molecule: messenger RNA, 407 nt
Organism: Medioppia subpectinata
Lineage: Eukaryota; Metazoa; Arthropoda; Arachnida; Sarcoptiformes; Oppiidae
Source: the annotation of a GenBank genome assembly